Molecule: messenger RNA, 4370 nt
Organism: Rattus norvegicus (Norway rat)
Lineage: Eukaryota; Metazoa; Chordata; Mammalia; Rodentia; Muridae
Source: RefSeq, a predicted model, not a curated record
AACUCUCAGGGGAGGCCCUGGAUUCCCAUCUGCGCACGUGUACUCUGUUCCUGUGGCCUGUCAUUGCGCUGACUGUGCUGCGCGCGCAUCGCAUCCCUCCUCCGUACUAGUGCGCAGGCACGGCCCCGCCUCCGUUCCUUUGGCGCUCGGGAGGCCGAGUCCGCACGAAGAUGGCGGCUCCACUCCUACCCCUCUCGCAGCAGAUUCCCAGUGGAAACCCAUUAUACGAGUCUUACUACAAGCAGGUGGACCCUGCCUACACAGGGAGAGUUGGGGCAAGCGAGGCUGCACUGUUUCUGAAGAAGUCAGGGCUCUCAGACAUCGUCCUGGGAAAGAUAUGGGACUUGGCAGACCCCGAAGGUAAAGGGUUCUUGGACAAACAGGGUUUCUAUGUUGCACUGAGACUGGUGGCCUGUGCACAGAGUGGGCACGAAGUUACCUUGAGCAACCUGGGCCUCACCAUGCCACCACCAAAAUUCCAUGAUACCAGCAGCCCACUGAUGGCCACACAGUCAUCUGCAGAGGCCCACUGGGCCGUGCGGGUGGAGGAGAAGGCAAAGUUUGAUGGCAUCUUUGAAAGCCUUCUACCAGUCAAUGGACUACUCUCUGGAGACAAGGUCAAGCCGGUCCUCAUGAACUCAAAACUACCUCUGGAUGUGCUGGGCAGGGUCUGGGACCUCAGUGACAUUGACAAGGAUGGACAUUUGGACCGAGAUGAGUUUGCUGUGGCUAUGCACUUGGUAUACCGCGCCCUGGAGAAGGAACCAGUGCCCUCCGUUCUGCCCCCGCCCCUCAUCCCACCCUCCAAGAGGAAGAAGACGGUAUUUGCAGGCGCUGUGCCUGUCUUGCCUGCCAGCCCCCCACCCAAAGACAGCCUCCGCUCCACACCAUCCCAUGGCAGUGUAAGCAGCCUCAACAGCACAGGCAGCCUGUCCCCAAAGCACAGCGUCAAGCAGACUCAGCCACCAGUGGCCUGGGUUGUGCCUGUAGCUGAUAAGAUGCGCUUUGACGAGAUCUUCUUGAAGACAGACCUGGACCUUGAUGGCUAUGUGAGUGGCCAGGAAGUUAAGGAGAUCUUCAUGCACUCAGGCCUCACACAGAACCUUCUAGCACACAUCUGGGCCCUGGCCGAUACAAGACAAACGGGCAAGUUAAGCAAAGAGCAAUUUGCGCUAGCAAUGUAUUUCAUUCAGCAGAAGGUCAGUAAAGGCAUCGACCCUCCUCAAGUCCUCUCGCCUGACAUGGUGCCACCCUCGGAGAGAGGCACUCCCAUUCCAGACAGUUCAAGUGCUCUUGGGUCAGGAGAGUUCACUGGUGUGAAAGAGCUGGAUGACAUCAGCCAGGAGAUCGCACAGCUGCAGAGAGAGAAAUAUUCACUGGAACAAGACAUCAGAGAAAAGGAAGAGGCAAUCAGACAGAAAGCCAGCGAAGUACAGGAAUUACAAAAUGACCUGGACCGAGAAACUAGUAGUCUGCAGGAACUUGAGGCUCAGAAACAGGAUGCUCAGGACCGCCUGGAUGAGAUGGACCAGCAGAAGGCUAAGCUGCGGGACAUGCUGAGUGACGUGCGGCAGAAAUGCCAGGAUGAGACCCAGACGAUCUCAUCAUUGAAAACCCAGAUCCAGUCUCAGGAGUCAGACUUGAAGUCCCAGGAGGAUGACCUGAACCGGGCCAAGUCAGAGCUGAAUCGGCUGCAGCAGGAGGAGACACAGCUGGAGCAGAGCAUCCAGGCUGGGCGCGCGCAGCUGGAGACCAUCCUCAGGUCCCUGAAGUGCACACAGGAUGACAUCAACCAGGCAAGAAGCAAGCUGUCCCAGCUACAGGAAAGCCACCUAGAAGCUCACCGGAGCCUGGAACAGUACGACCAGGUGCCUGAUGGGGUCUCUGGUACCAGCCUGCCUGACCUGGCCACCUUGAAUGAAGGCAUCUUGCUGGCAGAGAGGGGCGGCUUUGGAGCCAUGGAUGAUCCUUUCAAAAACAAAGCCUUGUUGUUUAGCAACAACUCUCAAGAGCUGCAUCCAGACCCCUUCCAGGCAGAGGACCCCUUCAAGUCUGACCCAUUUAAAGGAGCUGAUCCCUUCAAAGGUGACCCUUUCCAGAGUGAUCCCUUCUCAGAGCAGCAGACAGCAGUUACAGACCCAUUUGGAGGGGACCCUUUCAAAGAAAGUGACCCAUUCCAUAGCUCAACCAGUGAUGACUUCUUCAAGAAACAGACAAAGAAUGACCCGUUUACCUCAGACCCCUUCACAAAGAACCCUUCCUUACCUUCAAAGCUCGACCCAUUCGAGUCCAGUGAUCCCUUCUCAUCCUCCAGCAUCUCCUCGAAAGGUUCAGAUCCCUUCGGAACACUAGACCCCUUUGGAAGCAGCUCCUUCAGCAGUGCCGAGGGUUUCGCUGACUUCAGUCAGAUGUCCAAGCUCCCAGGCCCUGUGGGAAGACUUUUAAAAACAGCAGCCUUACAUCCAGCACCUGAGUAGGAAAGAGCCAGUUCCAGAGACUGAGAAGCCUAAUACUGUCAGAACAGCUCCAAGGGGGCCCAAUCUCAGCACCUGGGAGGCAAAGGCAGGUGGAUCUCUGUGAGAUCAAGGCUAGCCUGGUCUACAUAAUGAUUUAGACCAUCCAAGGAUACACAGUGAGACAUUUCCAAAAAAGAAAGAAAGAAAAUAAUAAAGUGAACUUGGAGUGGAAUAUUGCCUGGCGUUGUGGACAGAGCCCGUAUGAGGGGAGCCAGGCUGACACAGUCAAGCCUGUCCCUUUCAAGGUAACAGAUAGUUCGGUGGACUUAAGCCCCCAGGGGAGGUGACAUCUGUCUGGCCUGGGACGUUGCAGCCACCUGGUGAGUCAAGCAAUACUGGGUCCUGUGUGGAUUAGAAAGUAGAACUGCUUAGGCCCUCAUCCUCCUGCCUGUGACUCAGGAGACCUGUCCCAAGAAACAUCCUAAGACCAAGAAACCUCAUCUGUACUGCAGCCUUCUCUGCCGUUAGGCUCCUGGAUUUCAGACCCUGGACUCAGGACCGAGUACACACGGGCUUGAGCGCUUACGCACCGUCAGCUAACGAGUACCUUUUUUUCUUUUUUCUUUUUUUCGGAGCUGGGGACCGAACCCAGGGCCUUGCGCUUGCUAGGCAAGUGCUCUACCACUGAGCUAAAUCCCCAACCCCACGAGUACCUUUUUGUUUUCUUUAUUAAAUUGCAUUUCUUUGGGGGCAGGGUAUCAUGGCACCCAUGUGCCAAGCUUGAGUCAAUAUUUUUUUUCCACCAUGUGAACCCAGGGAUUCAGGUCACUAGGCCUGCUUGCAAGUUUAUUGAGCCAUCUCUCCAGCAUCAAAAGAUACUGAGUGGUACACAUCUCUCAUCCUGCAUCUUGUCUGGAGGCUAGAGUAGCAUGCAUUUGAGGGCAGCCUCAGGUUAUAGCAAGACCCUGUCUCCAAAAAACAAAACAAAACAAAAACAACCACUAACCUGUAGAUGACCCUGUUCUAUCUCUUCCCAGUCCCCAAGGCAGGAGGAGUUGAGAGUCUGUAGACAUAAGCUUCAGAAAGAGGUGGGAUCGCCCACAUGCCUCACGAUACAGAAGUGUCCUCUUAGCCUGUGAGGACCCAUCUUGGGAGCCCUCCCCCAGUGGAUGCCUGACCCUGUGUUCACUGCUCCCUUUGCACUUCUGGAAAAGCAUGACUUGUAAACAAGGAACAGUUGGCAAGUGGAAGAGUCACAGCAUGCUGCAGUAAAAGUUAUUUCAGACUCAGGAACUGUUUUUCUGGAACCUUUUCCUCUUCAUGUUCUCAGCAUGAUGGACCAUGACAUGACAAGGUGGGGCAGCUGUAGUCACUGUGCCAUCUCUGCUGGUCUGUCCGUCACAGUACAGAUGGGGAAGCAAGCAAGGCACAGGCAGUUGGACUGGGAUUUCAGCCCAGGUUGAGUAACCCAGCUCACCUCUGACCACAGGGGCCUGCAGCCUGACCAGGAUGAUCUGGAAACUUCCGUGGACAAGCUUUGAAUUAAGAUUCUGCCAUUUGUGUAUAAAGACUUGAGAGUGUUCUUAGUAGAGUCUCUACUCCUCCCUGCUCUGCAGCCUGACAGCCCGCCAGGCCUUCCUGCAUGAAGCUCCUAGCUCUACAGAAUAAGGAUUUGGGGGCGGGGGAGGGGGGGUCUGGUUAGGUCUGUGAAUCUAGAGGGGUGGGGGUGGGGGCUGGAGAGAUGGCUCAGUGGUUAAGAGCACUGACUGCUCUUCCAGAGGUCCUGAGUUCAAUUCCCAGCAACCACAUGGUGGCUCACAACCAUCUGUAAUGGGACCUGAUGCCCUCUUCUGGUGUGUCUGAAGACAGCCACAAUGUAUUUAUAUAUAAUAAAUAAAUCUGUUUUUAAAAAGA